This is a messenger RNA of Salvelinus fontinalis (brook trout), 3626 nucleotides long. Its product is annotated as angiomotin-like 2a. The record is from RefSeq and is a predicted model, not a curated record. Gene Ontology annotation, biological process: establishment of cell polarity involved in ameboidal cell migration; actin cytoskeleton organization; angiogenesis. Gene Ontology annotation, cellular component: cytoplasmic vesicle; bicellular tight junction; plasma membrane. The transcript has 10 exons. NCBI's taxonomy places the organism in Eukaryota, Metazoa, Chordata, Actinopteri, Salmoniformes, Salmonidae. The coding region runs from base 313 to 2802 and encodes 829 amino acids.
CAUUCCAACCAUUCCAGUCUCAGCGAACAAUCGGCCCUCAGUUAUUUAAUAGCAGCGCGAUCUCUCGCACCGCUCAGUCUGUUGUGAGAUCUUCUCAGACGCACACCUUAGCAGCGCGCUCUCUCUCUCUCAGAGCAACAAAUACUCUACAUCAUUUGCAGUUCCACUAAAUUUUAUUAGGAUUAAAUAAUAUACGCCGUGAACAACGUGCUUCCGUGGUGAGAAUGUAAAUUGAUCUGUGGUUUAUUAAGAAAUCAAAACAUCCAUCUCUUCAACACACCCCUUCACUUAUUUAUUCUCUGAUUGACUGAGAUGAGAACUGCUGAGGAGCCUUCUGGCACGGUCCUGCACCGUCUAAUCCAGGAGCACCUCCGUUACAGGAACUCCACAGACACCAGUACCCUUCUGGCCAUCCAGCAGCAGGCCCUGCGUGGAGGUAGCAACAGCAGCGGAGGAGGCGCUAGCGGAUCACCCCGCUCCUCCCUGGAGAGCCUGACCCAGGAAGAGUCCCAGUUCAUCCACAUGUCCACCAGACAGGACCCCCAGGGACAGGAGUACAAGGGAGACUACAACCACUGUGAGAGUGACUCUGUGUGUCACCUCUACCAGCUCCACAGACACGGAGAGGAGUUGCCCACCUAUGAGGAGGCCAAGGCCCACUCUCAGUACCUGGCCUCGGUAGGGGCCCAGCAGGGUCAGCCUCAGCUUGGUCUGAGACCUGAGAUGACGGAUCACCAGGGAGAUGUCCACUGGGACCUGAAACGGAAGCACGCCCGGAGCCUCAGUGAGCGUCUCAUGCAGCUCUCCCUGGAGAGAUCACGUGGAGACAUUCAGCCUCUCAGCUCCUCUCACAGUUACCCUCAACUGUCUAAUGGCCACUCUGGGCCUGUUGAACACCAGGGGACAGAGUUUCUCCAGUACCCUGAUCAGAGGGGACCUCCCCCAGACUACCCCUUCCUGGUCAAGCCUCCUGGAUACAUGCUCAGCCACUCACAGGAGACACCCGGACACUACCACCAGGACCCUCAUCCCUCAUUCCAAUCACAGAACAGGUACGUACCUUCCCAGCCCCAGGCUGAGCUGGUUCGACACAGUGUCCACAUGAGCCACAGCAACCCCAGUACUCACAACAGCAACCCCAGUACUCACAACAACACUGUCCAAAUGGACCUGUUGAGGGAGAAUGAGAGACUGAGGAAAGAGUUGAAGGGGUACAGCGAGAAGGCUGCCAGACUUCAGAAGCUGGAAGUAGAGAUCCAGAGGAUAUCGGAGGCCUACGAGACCCUGAUGAAGGGCUCAGCCAAGAGAGAGACCCUGGAGAAAACCAUGAGGAACAAACUGGAUUCAGAGAUCAAGAGACUACACGACUUCAACAGAGACCUCAGAGAUCGUCUGGACACCGUUACCAAACAGCAAGUCGUCAAGGAGGAGGAAUCGGCAGACAAGAAACAGCAGGUCUUCACCAAACUCCUGGAACAAAAUGAGGAACAGCAGCGGGAGGUGCAGCGUCUGCGUGGUUCCGGGGAGGUUCUGGAGCAGGCCCUGGGGUCGGCACAGGCCCGUAACCUGGCCCUGGAGGAGGAGCUUAGGAGGAAGAGGGCGUACGUAGAGAAGGUAAAGCGGCUGCAGAGUUCCCUGGGCCAGCUACAGGCAGCCUGUGAGAAGAGAGAAGCCCUGGAACUGAGGCUGAGGACCAGGCUGGAGCAGGAGCUGAAGAGCCUCCGAUCAGCACAGUCCCACAGCACAGCUAGCGGUCCUGGCUCCCUGCCCUCUGCUGUGAGCUCCAUGGUGUCUGUACAGCAGCAGCUGGCUGAGAGAGAAGAGAGGAUCCUGGCUCUGGAGGCUGACAUUACACACUGGGAACAGAAGUACCUGGAGGAGAGCACCAUGAGGCAGUUCGCUAUGGACGCGGCCGCGACCGCCGCAGCUCAGAGAGACAGCAGCAUCAUCAAACACUCACCCAACAACAGCUUCAACGACCACCUGCCCACCAGCCACAGACAUCAGGAGAUGGAGAACAGGGUUCGAGCUCUACACUCCCAGCUCCUGGAGAAGGAUGCAGUGAUCAGGGUGUUACAGCAGCGGUCUGGACGGGAACAGAACAGGCUAGAACAUCAGGCCCUCCGUCCAGCCAGGUCCGUCCCCUCCAUCAGCACCGAGCAGCAGGCCCUCCGUCCAGCCAGGUCCGUCCCCUCCAUCAGCACCGAGCAGCAGGCCCUCCGUCCAGCCAGGUCCGUCCCCUCCAUCAGCACCGAGCAGCAUUACCUCCGUCCAGCCAGGUCCGUUCCCUCCAUCAGCACCGAGCAGCAGGCCCUCCGUCCUGCCAGGUCCGUCCCCUCCAUCAGCACCGAGCAGCAGGACCUCCGUCCAGCCAGGUCCGUUCCCUCCAUCAGCACCGAGCAGCAGGACCUCCGCCCUGCCAGGUCUAUCCCCUCCAUCAACACUGAUGGCCCAGUGGAGCAACCCACCCGGGGGAAAGGGUGGAGCCUCUCUGAUGACCAGACGGUUGCUGCAAUGUCUCCUCUCUCCCUGCCACCCCACCCACACCCCUACGCCCCAUUGGCCCUGCCCGCCAUGUUGUUCCUGUCCGAGCCCCAGAGCAGUGACUGCAGCACCCAGUGUGACCGUGAUGUCCUAGCCCAGGAGACGGAUCUUACAGUGGAUCCCACCAGCAUGCUAGCACCCGCUGAGGCUUCCUCGACCUCGACACCUGCCUCCGAGCACUUCCUGGCACCACUCAACACACACCAGAGUCUCCGUAGUUCAGACGCAGCAGCAGAAGUGGUGGAAAUCCUCAUUUAAAAGAAACAUUGCACGCUGAACUGUGGGAUCCGCUGUGGAUGGAUUGUGACAACACGGUAGAGACGACCGAGAGAUCCUCAUGUCCUGUAUGUCCCUCCCAACGAGGAGAAGACAACCUGUCUGUCUGUCUGUCUGUCUGUCUGUCUGACCUCCAGAUGGACACUUCCUUUAGAGAAAGACAGACAGUUUGGAGACAGUGUGGAGAAGGUUUGGAGACAUGGACAUGUUCUCCCUACGUACCUACCUACCUACCUGCCUGCCUGCCUGCCUACCUACCUACCUGCCUGCCUGCCUGCCUACCUACCUACCUGCCUACCUACCUACCUACCUGCCUACCUACCUACCUGCCUACCUACCUACCUGCCUACCUACCUACCUACCUGCCUGCCUGCCUACCUACCUACCUGCCUGCCUGCCUACCUACCUACCUGCCUACCUACCUACCUACCUACCUACCUACCUACCUACCUACCUACCUGCCUGCCUACCUACCUACCUGCCUACCUACCUACCUACCUACCUGCCUGCCUACCUACCUACCUGCCUACCUGCCUGCCCGGGAAAGAAUCCAGAAGUGAAGCGAAGUAUUUAGCAGACAGAGCAGAGUGGAGAGCUGUACUUCCUGUUUCUCUCUUUCCACCUAGAAAAGUGAAGAGGAACUUUAGCUGUCCGUGUUCUCUAGUGGAUCUGCCACGUGUAACUGUGACAAUCUAAAGCCUCCAAGGUACACGGACAGGAUUCUGCAUCGCUGCACAGCCUCUAUGUCAUUGCUGUUAUGUUUAAUUUAAUGUAUUUAUAUUCUUAUUAAAGUGUUGCUCAUUGUG